CCCGCGCCGCAGCCGGGCCGGGAGCAGCGCUGCGGAGGCGAGGGCCGCGGGGCCGGGCGGGCGCGGCGAUGAUGAACAGGUUCCGAAAGUGGCUGUACAAACCCAAGAGAUCGGACCCACAGCUGCUCGCCCAGUUCUACUAUGCAGAUGAGGAGCUGAACCAGGUGGCGGCUGAGCUGGACAGUCUGGACGGGCGCAAGGACCCGCAACGGUGCACGCUGCUUGUCAGCCAGUUUCGCUCUUGCCAGGACAAUGUGUUAAACAUCAUUAACCAGAUCAUGGACGUGUGCAUCCCACAGGACCGAGCCCCACGGGAUUUCUGUGUCAAGUUCCCCGAGGAGAUCCGGCAUGACAAUCUGGCGGGCCAGCUGUGGUUCGGCGCCGAGUGCCUGGCUGCCGGCUCCAUCAUCAUGAACCGUGAGCUGGAGAGCAUGGCCAUGCGGCCGCUGGCCAAGGAGCUGACCCGCAGCCUGGAGGAUGUGCGGGGCACCCUCCGUGACCAGGCGCUGCGGGACCUCAACACCUACACAGAGAAGAUGAGGGAGGCCCUGAGGCACUUCGACGUCCUGUUUGCCGAGUUUGAACUGAGCUACGUCUCGGCCAUGGUGCCCGUGAAGUCCCCCAGGGAGUACUAUGUGCAGCAGGAGGUCAUCGUGCUCUUCUGCGAGACCGUGGAGAGGGCCCUGGACUUCGGGUACCUGACCCAGGACAUGAUUGAUGACUACGAGCCUGCCCUCAUGUUCACCAUCCCCAGGUUGGCCAUCGUGUGUGGCCUCGUGGUCUAUGCGGACGGACCUCUCAACUUGGACCGCAAGGCAGAAGACAUGUCUGAGCUAUUCCGGCCGUUCCACACGCUGCUGCGGAAGAUAAGGGACUUGCUGCAGACCCUGACCGAGGAUGAGCUUCACACACUGGAAAGGAACCUCUGCAUUUCCCAAGACGUGGAGUUCCCUAUCCGGGCAGACGCCCAGAUGCCCCCCACCCUGGCACCCGCCUUUCCCUCACCCCUUCCCCCUGAGGAGCUGCUCUCAGCCAAGGCCAAAAACCCAGAUGCGGAGCUGGCCUGCUCCAUGCAGUAUGAUGACCAGGAGCUGGAGCAGCUCAACCGCAUGGUGCACAGGGCCGGGGACGAGAUGUCAUCCCUCUUGUCCCCUCCCAGUGCCUGCCAGUCCCCUGCACACAGGCCAGGGGUGGAGGGCAGCCCCCACAGGGAGGCAUCCCCAGGCAGCGCUCGGCUACGGCCCAGCAGCGAUGAGGAGGAAGGAAGGGUGUUCUUCAUGGAUGAUGUGGAGGGAGCUGCAGAGGUCCUGGGCAGCCCAUCUGGGUGGACAGGCAGUGCCAGUGCUGACCCCCAGGAGAGAGGGCAGGACAGGGGGCGUGGAGAGGCGGAUGUCAGCCAGCCCUCUGAGGCUGAGGAAGGGGACCUGAGCAAUAACAAUGACGUCUCGCAUGAUAAGAUGUGGGCGCUGGGCCCCAACUCCUGCAGCUGCCUGGACUCUCAGCCACACCUGGAUGGCUGGGAGGCGGGCAUGGACGCCGCAGAGACAGCCGAAAUGAUCGCCCACCGGACAGGGGGCAUGAAGCUCUCGGCCACCGUCAUCUUCAAUCCCAAGUCAGCCCCCACUGUGGCCUCUACCAUCGCUGCCUCGGACACCCCCGGAGACAGCGUCACCCCGCUGGAGCCCAUGGCCGAGGGGACAGACAGUGGCUCCCACAAACUCAGCACUGCAGCCACCAGCUGCCUCCUUAACUCCUGUGUGUGCUGCGGGGGCGGCAGGGAGGACGCUGCCGCCCAGAGCCUGCAGGACAAAUGUGGCCCCGGAAGCGUCAUCAGCGCCUCUUAUGUCAGCUCCACCAAGGCCAGUGCCAAGGGCCUGGCCAAGGGACAGGAGGAGGCGCGGCCUGUGCUGGAGGUGCUACCCUCCGAGGACACCCCUACCUCCGACAAGUGCCUGACACACACCUCGAGUGCACAGGUGAACACAGCAGACAAGUCACCUGCAGCAGGCAGUGGCACAAAUCCGGCUGGACAGCAGGACAGGGCGGAGCCCCCAAAGGCCAGGGUGGAGAGUCAGCAGGGAGAGGCAGCCGAGGAGGAGCCUCAGUGCCUGUCAGGCUCUAGUGGCUCCACGGACAGAUCCUGCUCCUCAGACAAGACUGCGCUGGACGCAGCCCCCGUGGCCACAAGGGAGAAGAUCCGGUCCAGGUUCCACGGCAGCCACGACCUGAUCCACCGCCUGUUUGUCUGCAUUUCAGGGGUAGCUGACCAGCUGCAGACAAACUAUGCCAGUGACCUGAGAAGUAUUCUCAAGACCCUUUUUGAGGUCAUGGCCACCAAGCCAGAAACAGAUGACAAAGAGAAGCUAAAGAAGGUGACCCAAAGCCUGCGGAGUGCAGCCUUAGAAGACUGUGCCCUGUGCCAGGAGACCCUGUCGUCCUCUGAACUGGCAGCCAAGACCCGGGAUGGGGACUUGGAAGAUCCACCCGAAUGGGUCCCAGAUGAGGCCUGUGGCUUCUGCACUGCAUGCAAAGCGCCCUUCACUGUCAUCCGCCGGAAGCACCACUGCCGCAGCUGCGGGAAGAUCUUCUGCUCCCGCUGCUCCUCACACUCGGCGCCGCUGCCCCGCUAUGGGCAGGUGAAGCCUGUCCGCGUGUGCACGCACUGCUACAUGUUCCACGUCACACCGUUCUACAGCGACAAGGCGGGCAUUUGACACACAGCCCUGGCACUCCCCAGACCAGCCAGGGCCUGAAGGACUCCCAGGAAGGAGGUGCCACUGGCUGUGGGAGGGUUUUCACUGCAUUCAUUGAACUGCUGCCACCCCCACUGGAGGAGGCUGCAGGCUGCCCAGAUUUCCAGAACGUCCAGCACCUCCGUCCCACCCACCCUGGCCCCCUGACUUGUGGGGACCCCCAGCCAGCUGUAGGAGCUGACAGGAGGUUGGCUUCAGGCAGUGGGGGUAUCCAGGGCUGCCAGGUGGCUGCCUGGGCACGGGUGGGCUCUCGUCCUGCCUGCCCCUUGCCCCUGGGCCCCUAGCCCGCUGAGCCCUGCCCUGAGGUAGAAGAGCCCACUCUUGCCUGGGGAAGUGGGGGUUGCACCCAGAGCUAAAGCCUGGGCAGAAGGUGGACACCUCCAGGAAAGGGGCCAGGCCUCAGGGUCCCCUAGGACUUCCCCAUGCACUGCCCAUUCUCUCUCCCUGCCCUGAGCCCAUGGCUGCACCCUUGUUCCCCAGCGCUGCCCGUCCCUGCUCCCCUGGGGACCUUGGCCAGACAACAGGCAUCUUCUUUAUUCUCAGGUGGGGAGAUGCAGAUAUACACCCAGCUCCUCCAGGCCAGCAGGUGAGCCCCUGCCCGAGUGUGCCCACCUGCUGACAAUAUGGGGGCAAACGGCUGCCCAUACCACGCUGAGACCCAGCUCCCCAGGUUCUUGGGCCCGGGCUCCCAGGGGCCAAGGACCACUGGAUGUUGCCCACCUGCUACCAUGACCCCCUCCCCUCUGUCCCUCUCCCAGGGGACCCUGGCCCACCUCCUAGACCCUGGAUUGGCCCAGCCCCUGGGCCGAGGCAGCCAGCGGGCCCUAGCACGGACACCUCAGGCUUAAAUCUCAGGCUUCACAUUGCAGUGACGAUUGCAGCUUUAUUUUUAGAGAUGGCACACUACUGCUUCUUUUAUAAGAAAAUCCAACUACUGCUGAACAGUGUGUACACAUGCACAGAAAUGGCUUCUGGGGUGGAAGUAUACAACAGAGGGAAUAUUAUGUAUUGAGAUUAUUUUUAUUUUCUAAAUGCUGUAAUUCGAAGCCAUUUCCAUAAAUCUCUUUAAGGAUUGCAGACACUCGUU
Messenger RNA from Canis lupus familiaris (dog), 3840 nucleotides. RefSeq names its product zinc finger FYVE-type containing 28 (gene ZFYVE28). Gene Ontology annotation, molecular function: metal ion binding. The record is from RefSeq and is a predicted model, not a curated record. The transcript is spliced from 13 exons. Gene Ontology annotation, cellular component: early endosome membrane. The coding region runs from base 69 to 2714 and encodes 881 amino acids. Lineage: Eukaryota; Metazoa; Chordata; Mammalia; Carnivora; Canidae. Gene Ontology annotation, biological process: negative regulation of epidermal growth factor-activated receptor activity.